This is a messenger RNA of Malurus melanocephalus (red-backed fairy wren), 2987 nucleotides long. It is a transcript of the gene HJURP, whose product is annotated as Holliday junction recognition protein. Gene Ontology annotation, molecular function: histone binding. The record is from RefSeq and is a predicted model, not a curated record. The transcript is spliced from 13 exons. Bases 51 to 2366 code for a protein of 771 amino acids. Lineage: Eukaryota; Metazoa; Chordata; Aves; Passeriformes; Maluridae. Gene Ontology annotation, biological process: CENP-A containing chromatin assembly. Gene Ontology annotation, cellular component: chromosome, centromeric region.
GGAGAGCGGAGCCAGUGCGGGGCGCCCGCCGGCGGGAGCGGCUCCGCACCAUGGACCGGGAUGCGAGGCUUAAGGAGGGGCUGCGGCGGAGCAAGGCUCGCUUCGUGGACACCAUGAACAGCAUCCUGGAGCGGUAUAAUCAUCCUUUUGAAGAUGACUUUCUUGUUUCUAUGGAUACUCUCACUUAUGAUACACCUGAUGGACCAAAACGAUGGGGGCAAGUGUCAAGGAAAGAUGUUAAAAAAUACACUGAAAUGUUUAAGCAUAAUAGACAAAGUCAAAGGAAUACAGAAAUGUCAAAGCAACAGAGCAGUGAUUCUGAAGAUGAACACUCAACACUACAUCAGGAAUCUUCUGAGAACUCUGGUGGGGACACAUCUGAUACAGAUGAAGCAAGUGAUAUGGUAAAAACAAGAAGAAAAUUUGAAAACAUUCAGCUUCAGAAUCUGAAUGUAGAGGAUGGAAAAAUCCAAAAGAAUGAAAAGGUACGAGUGGAUAUCAUAGUGCAGGAUGAUGCUAGAGGAAUUCCCAAAUGGAUAACGAUAACACCUCCAGCUUUGUCGAAAGGUUAUCGUUUAACUUCACCAGUGCAAGAAAGGAUUGGUAAUCGAGCUGUUUGCAAAAAGAAGCUAGAGUUGCCAAAUGAAUGUUCUUCAUCCCAAUAUCUGCAGUUACAACAUUCUGGUGUUCCCAUGUCACCAAAUACAGUAACCAUAACCAGGCAUCRACCUUGUUCAGAAUGGAAUAAAAGUCUGUGUGAUGUUAUCCACCGAGAAUACCAGUCUGCAGAUGAGGAGUGCUCCUGGGGCAAUACAACUCUUGCAGACUUGUAUCCAGAAAUGGUAGAGCUGCUUGGAAGGCUCAUGACAAAGCGCUCUCAGAAAAAACUGUUAAAAAACAUGUUUGGGUCCUCAAGGUCCAAAAAAUGGCAUUUCAAAAGACCAAAGCUCAGUGUCACUGUAGACAAAAUGAGAAAAACUAAAGCAUCACACAGCUCAUGCAGCUGUAUAAGUGAAGACAAGCAGAAUCCAACUUUUGGAAAUGAGAGUGGAAAAUUUUGUGACAUGACAGCUGGUAGUUCAUCUGAUUUGGUACCUUAUGCUUAUACUGAUACAAAUGAAAUCAAAACAGACUACGCUGACUCAAGUUUAGAACAACAUUUGGUAUCUGGAAACGGCCAAAAGGUCUACAAACACACUGCUUUUCCUGAUGUUAUGGCUAGAAUGGGAGAGACAUUUGUAGUUGAAGAUGAAUUACUGACUACUACCUCACCAAAGACUUCAGAAUAUACAGAAAAUGAAAAAUUGGCUUGCAGAUCUUCCUCAGAAUAUAGUUUUAUACCACCUACUGCUAUUUCAGAUUCCAGAGCACUUCGUCUUGCAAAACAGAGUAAGACUCAGAAAACAGACUUUUCUUGUGUUGAUACGUCAGAGUUGUGUUCGUCUGCUUGCAGUUCCGAUGGCAAUAGUAACAAUUUUACAUCCAUCACAAAYUAUUCUCCUUCAAGAUCAUCAAUUACUGCACUCAUAAGUCCUGGAAAAACAAUUUCUGCAAGACAAACUUUUUUCCAGCCCAAACACUCAUUUUCCUCAUGUUUUAUGAAGCAAAGUCCUUCAAAGAUGCCCCAAAAAAGCAAAGAUGCAUUUGAUCAUCUCUACUACAAAGUCUGUUCCAAAGAAUUCCAAAAGUCUUUGACACCGACAAGACCUCUUUUAAAUUYGUGGAACCAUGAAGAGAAAAGAAGAUUAGUGAGGAGUUAUUCAAGUGACUCUCUGAUGCCCCCUAAACAGUGUGAUACAAAAUUUGACAGGUUGUAUGAGCAACGGUGUGGGGMGCUUGUUCCAAAAUCUCCUGCGUUUCAGAGAACUUCAAAUUUAAGGCGAUAUCAAGGAAUAAAGAUGCCCGACACUGUAAAUGCUCUUGUUAACUCUCCUGUUCAAACUUACUCUGCAAUUUCCAGAGUUAAAAGAGUAGGAAAUUUUGAGAAGUGUCUUCUUUGUUCACCAGUAAAGCGAAUGAAACAUAUACCAGAAGGYUGUUUUCCUUCAAGGAAAUGUCAAGAGAUUUCCCACAUUAAAAAGAUUAAUCUUCAGACAGCUGGUGUGGAUUGUUUGAGCUCAUACAACUGCAGCAACCCSAGCUUCUUUGCACAUCACAACUCUCAUUGUCAGGGCUCUGCAUUUUGGGAUUCUUCAGAUAAAACUUWUUUUGGUAUUCCUGGCACUUCCCUGCAAGAAUCUGGGACUGCAUGUGCACGCUCUGGUUGGCCUGGGGCAAUGGAGAAUAGCAGUUCUCCCAGAAACGUGAGGAAGUGUCACCAAAGGGUAUACAGAAAAUUAAGCUACACUGAUGGAAAGACUAAUUGAAGCAAUCCCUUGGAUGAUUCCCUGGUUAAAGCUCCCCAGGAGGCAUUCAUGGACAGAUAAAAUGUUAUUUUAUAUAUGUUGGGUUUUCUUUAGUGCUGUUUCUUCUUCCAAGAAUCAAGGAUGCAUAAUUAUAUGUAGGUAAUACACAACUACUUCUGAUUCAUACUUCAUUGUAAUACAAAUCUUUGGGAAAGGGUUCAUCCCUUAUGACAGAGCACUUCUUACUCAGUUUGUGGCUAAGUUGGAAUUAUGUAUAUGACAGUGUUCAUAAUAACAAUGUGGUCUGCAUUCUGUUUGUUUGCUAAUAAUUUUAUAUUCUUAAUGUGUUAAUAGUAAGGGACAAGCUCAUUUACCUAAAUUCCUGCUGUUUAUGCUUUCUGGAUGUGUCAGUACAGAUCCUAUUACUGUUAUAUAACUCACUAUUAUAUGCUAUGACUUAUGUCUGCUGUGUUUAAAUGUUAAAGUGUUAAUGUUAAAUGUGUUUCAUGUUAAAGUUUUCUAAGUAGAUCACCAAAGUUGAUUGUUCAAUAAAAUUUUAUUCUUUUUUUGUGGAUUUGAUUGUCAGAACACAGAAUAGAACUAAGUUCUACCUGACAAUAUAUAUGCUCUAAAUAAACUGUU